Molecule: messenger RNA, 2091 nt
Organism: Myzus persicae (green peach aphid)
Lineage: Eukaryota; Metazoa; Arthropoda; Insecta; Hemiptera; Aphididae
Product: homeobox protein koza-like
Exons: 3
Coding region: 581-1363 (260 amino acids)
Biological process (GO): regulation of DNA-templated transcription
Molecular function (GO): DNA-binding transcription factor activity, RNA polymerase II-specific; DNA binding
Source: RefSeq, a predicted model, not a curated record
CAUUUAUCACGUAAGUGCGUGUGCGUGCGUGAGCCACGCGAUGUGUCACCCCGACAGGCUCCUCCUGACGACUCUUCGUCGCGAACGCGUUUAAUCAACCGCGCACGGGCGAGCGCCGCUACACCGCCAACAGCUUUUCGUCGAACGUUACCAAGGACGCUGCAGUCGACGACGACGCGCGGUACAUACCAGUAUAUUAAUAUAUCGCAAUACCACUCUAUUACCUACCCUUUCAAAUCUCAUCACGAUUUCCCAAUAUCGCGUUACUAUAUCGUUUACCUAUACAUAACGUAAUACCGCGGUAUAAACCACGAGUACAUACCUGGAGCAGAAAGAUCUUCUACCGCAGUACAGCCUACAAUAUUCUAUCAUAUAAUACGUCCCGCGAGCAAAAUAUUAUUCUUGAAACCUGCUGCGUGUUUUCUGUAAGCCAUAUCAAUUAUAAUAUAUGCCUAUGUGCUUCAAAUAUAGGUAAUUCGAUACACAAAUAUAUUUACGAUAUUAGAAUCUAUAGUUUCACAAGUACACCGUACCAAUAAAAUAUAUACUCCUGUCGCGAAAAAAAUAAAGGCACGUCAUCAUGGAGUGCCCGAAACCUUCGUUUCUCAUCAGGGACUUGAUUGGAGACGUCUUACAAACUUCAAAAUCAUCUGAUAUGUCCAGCGACGAAGGCACCACCGACAUGGAUGACCGUGCGUUGGCGGUCAGCAAUUUUUCCGCACUUCCGUUGUUGGUGCAAAAACACCACCACCACCAUCACUACCAACAACACCAAGACAUGAUGACCGGGAAGUCGUGUGGCCGGAAAGUCAGGCGCAGAAGGACAGCGUUCACGCACGCUCAACUGGCAUACCUCGAACGCAAGUUUCGUUCUCAGAAGUAUUUGUCCGUAGCCGAUCGCAGUGACGUAGCCGAAGCGUUGAACUUGUCGGAAACUCAAGUCAAAACGUGGUACCAAAACCGUAGGACCAAGUGGAAGCGUCAGAACCAGUUGCGCCUCGAUCAGCUACGCCAGCAGUCGGUUGAACCACAGUCGGAAACUUCUGCAGCCGCCGCCGAUUACGGGCAGCAUCACAAACAACAGCACCAGCAGCACAGGCUGCACUCGGCGGAACAGCACCACGGCCGGCAAGAGCACAGAGUAUACGUACCGUCAUCGGUGGCGUCGGCUGACUCAGACAUGCAGGCGGCUGCCGAAGCGUCGGCCGCCGCACCGUUGUCUUCGUCGACGGCGGCAGCGGCUGCGGCCGCGUUCAUCGGCGCUCCGUACCCUGGGGUGGCCAACGGCGCGCGGUGGAACUUUCUGACCACAGCCGCGGCCAUCGUGCGGAACGUGUCGUACGUGCAUGGAUGUCACAUGUAAACAACAAAUUACAAAAUUAUAAUAGUCCAGUGUAACGUUAAUAGUUAUUACACUUAUUGUAAUAUGAUUCAGUUUACAUAUUAUUAAUUUGUCAUUCAAAUCGGCACGGAUUGUAUACAGGGUGGUCGUAAGAACGAUAUCAUAAUAUUACAUACAAUAGCAACGCUUUAAAUAAAUAAAUAAUAUUAUUAUUUUUAGGCAAUAAAUCUGCACGCACAAUAUGUGAUGGGUUAGUUCUACAAAACUUUUGACAAUUAUGUCUAAAUAGGUAGUACACAUUUUAACAUCGUAGGCGCAACUCCAAGAGGAACCGUUGACCGAGUUAGUCCCUACACCAAUUAAGGGGGGGGCGAAAUACUAAGUAAAUCUUUGUCCUUUGCAUAUAAUUUUUAAUUGCUUACUAUAUUGAGGUAUGGAAGUAGGUACCUACUUUUAUAAAUAUGUUUAACUCUUUAAAGAGAUUAUGAAUAGACAAUUUAAACGGACCAAGAUAUUAUGUAAUACUAUAAUAAAAACAUUUAAAAAAAAUGUAUUUAGGUACCUACCUGGCUACCUAAGGUAUGCCGUCCCAGCCUCCCUCUUUGAAGACACUACUUAGAGAGACGAAUAUGUACCUAUAUGCACUGACGUUGUGCCCGCAGCGGAUACUGGCUUAGUUGCUUCGCUGAUAAAUUAAAUUUGAAUAUCACAAACAUAAUCAUAAAUCAUAAAAUUUAGUAUAAUAAAAA